This is a messenger RNA of Daktulosphaira vitifoliae (grape phylloxera), 3808 nucleotides long. RefSeq names its product RNA polymerase-associated protein CTR9 homolog (gene Ctr9). Gene Ontology annotation, molecular function: RNA polymerase II complex binding. The coding region runs from base 140 to 3658 and encodes 1172 amino acids. The record is from RefSeq and is a predicted model, not a curated record. Gene Ontology annotation, cellular component: Cdc73/Paf1 complex. Lineage: Eukaryota; Metazoa; Arthropoda; Insecta; Hemiptera; Phylloxeridae. The transcript is spliced from 19 exons. Gene Ontology annotation, biological process: regulation of DNA-templated transcription.
AUUUUUACGUGCAAUGUGUUUUGAUGAGAUUUAGAUAGUUUGUUGAUUAACAAUUCAGUUAUGUAGUAUCUUAUACUUGACUUUUUUUAAAGCAAUUUUACUGUGUAACAUUAUUUUAGUAGUUAUUAUAAACUUCAAAAUGGUCAAUCCAAUUGAAAUACCAUUAAAAGAUUCUGAUGAAGUUAUUGAAAUACAGUUAGAUAAACUACCAGAAUAUGAUGAAGUAUUAGGCAUAUUGAAAUCUGAACAUUCGAAUCUACAUAUUUGGGUUAAUUUAGCAUUGGAGUAUUAUAAAAGAGGUAAUUCAACUGCACUAGUGAGAUUGUUGGAAUCAUCACGUAGUAAUGCUAGCUUAGAGUAUAAAGAUAGUGAUAAAGAUCAAAUGAGAGCUUUAGACAUGUUGGCUGCUUAUUAUGUGCAGACAGCUAACAGAGAAAAAAGUAAAGACAAAAGACGUGAGCUUUUUACUAAAGCUACACAACUUUAUACUACAGCAGAUAAGAUAAUCAUGUAUGAUACGAAUCAUUUGUUGGGUCGAGCAUUUUUUUGCUUAUUGGAAGGCGAUAAGAUUGAACAAGCUGAUGCUCAAUUCAAUUUUGUUUUAAAUCAAUCAUCAAAUAAUAUACCAGCCCAAUUAGGCAAAGCAUGUAUAGCAUUUAAUCGUAAAGAUUAUAGAGGUGCUUUGGCAUAUUAUAAAAAAGCAUUACGAUCUAAUCCAAAGUGUCCAGCAGAUGUUCGAUUAGGUAUGGCUCAUUGUUUUUUGAAGCUUGGGAAUACUGAUAAGGCCCGACUAGCAUUUGAAAGAGCUCUGCAGUUGGAUUCAAAGUGUGUUGGAGCCCUAGUAGGUCUUGCUAUCAUGAAGUUAAAUGGUGAAAAUCCAGGUGAUAUCAAGCUUGGUGUCAAUAUGUUGUCAAAAGCAUAUACAAUAGAUACAACAAAUCCAAUGGUACUAAAUCAUCUGUCCAAUCAUUUCUUUUUCAAGAAGGAUUAUGGAAAAUCAGAAUUGCUUGCAAGACAUGCAUUACAAAAUACAGAAAAUGAAGCAAUGAGAGCAGAAAGUUGCUAUCAAAUGGCACGAGCUUUUCAUGUACAGAACAACUAUGACCAAGCUUUUCAAUACUAUUAUCAAGCGACUCAAUUUGCCCCUGUUACAUUUGUACUUCCACAUUAUGGAUUAGGUCAAAUGUAUAUUUAUGGUGGAGAUAUGGAAAAUGCUGCACAAUGUUUUGAAAAAGUUCUUAAGGCUCAACCUGGUAAUUAUGAAGCUAUGAAAAUUUUAGGUUCAUUAUAUGCAGAUUCAAAAAAUCAGCAAAAACGGGAUAUUGCAAAAAGCCAUUUAAAAAAAGUGACUGAACAUUUUCCGGAUGACAUUGAAGCAUGGGUAGAACUUGCUCAAAUAUUAGAACAGUCUGAUUUACAAGCAUCAUUAGCUGCAUAUGCUAAAGCUAUGAAUCUUAUUCGUAGUGGAGGCACUAAAGAUAUUCCUCCAGAAAUACUAAACAAUGUAGCUGCUUUAAAUUACAGAUUAGGAAAUUUGGAUGAAUCACGUUUAAAACUUGAAGAAUCAUUAAGUUUGUCAAAAAAAAUGGUGGAAGCUGAUCCACAACAUUAUAAUUCUAUUGCUGUGACAACAACUUAUAAUUUAGCUCGUAUUUUUGAAGCACAAUGUCAAUUUCAAAAAGCUGAAACACUAUACAAAGAUAUACUUAAAGAGCAUCCAAAUUACAUUGAUUGUUAUUUGCGUUUGGGAUGUAUGGCUAGAGAUCGUAAUCAAAUAUAUGAAGCUUCUGAUUGGUUUAAAGAAGCUUUACGUAUUGAUAAUGAACAUCCUGAUGCAUGGUCUUUACUUGGAAAUUUGCACUUGGCAAAAAUGGAAUGGGGUCCAGGUCAAAAAAAAUUUGAACGAGUUUUAAAAAAUCCAACCACAUUAAAUGAUUCAUAUUCACUUAUUGCAUUAGGAAAUGUAUGGCUUCAAACCUUACACCAACCCACUAGAAAUAAAGAACAAGAGAAAAGACAUCAAGACUUAGCUUUACAAUUUUUUACCAAAGUAUUAAAAAAUGAUCCUAGAAACAUAUGGGCUGCUAAUGGAAUAGGUUGUGUUAUGGCUCAUAAACAUUGCAUUAAUGAAGCUAGAGAUAUCUUUGCUCAAGUAAGAGAAGCUACAGCAGAUUUUUGUGAUGUCUGGUUGAAUAUUGCUCAUAUUUAUAUUGAACAAAAACAGUAUAUAAGUGCAAUUCAAAUGUAUGAAAAUUGUAUGAAAAAGUUUUUUAAACAUGAUAGUGUUGAAGUACUUCAAUACCUUGGACGAGCUUACUAUAGAGCAGGAAAACUUAAAGAAGCAAAAGUUGUGUUUCUGAAAGCUCGCCGAGUUGCUCCUCAAGAUACUGUAAUUAUUUAUAAUAUUGCUUUUGUUCUUCAAAAAUUAGCUGCACAAAUUCUUAAAGAUGAAAAAUCUAAUUUGAAAGAUGUUCUUCAAGCUGUUCAUGAAUUAGGACUUUCUCAUAAGUAUUUUCAAUACUUGUCUGUGCAUGGUGAUCGUAUGCGAUAUGAUGUAGGACUAGCAGAUAUUGAAGCGAAACAGUGUCAAGAUUUAUUGUCACAAGCACAGUAUCAUGUGGCACGUGCUCGUAAAAUGGAUAAUGAUGAAAAAGAAAUGCGACGUAAACAGGAAGAAGAACGUGAAGCAUUCAAAAUCAAACAACUUGAAGAACAAACUAAAGCACUUAAGAAACAAGAAGAACAAAGAAGAGAAAUGUUACUUAAAAGACAAGAAUAUAGAGAAAAAACAAAAAAUGCUCUUGUUUUUGAUUCAAUACAAGAAAAACCUAAAAGUAAAGGAAAACGUAGAGAUAACUAUGGGUCAGAUUCAGGUGGUAGUAUUGCAUCAGAACCAGAUGGAAAUAAAAGCCCAAAGCUUAUGAAAUCUAAGAAACUAAGAAAAAGUGGAACUUUAGGAGGUGAUAAAGAAAAGAAAAGGAAAGGUGGAUCAAAACGAAGACGUGAUAGUAAUGUCUCAGGUGGAUCUGGAAGUGAUAGACCUAUAUCAAAGAAGGGGCGUUCUUCUACUCAAAGUAAAAAAGGUCCUAUGUUGUCAUCAAAACAAAAACUUAGAGUUGUAUCAAAAGCAACUAUUUCAACUAGCGAGGAUGAUAGUAGUGAUGGUGAAGUUAAAAAAAGAAUUUCUGGACAAAAUUCAAGAAAAAGUAGAAAAUCCCACUCUAGUUCGGAAUCACGUUCAAGAUCAGGUAGUCGAGUCUCUAGAAUGUCGUCUCAAUCACCAUCUAAUUCACGUAAAUCAAGAUCUAAAAGUGCAUCUCGUAGUCAUUCUAGAUCUCGUUCUAGAAGCCGGUCACAAUCGGGUAGCCAAUCACGUUCAGUGAGUCGCUCUUCUUCUAGAAGUCAUUCUCGUAGUCCUUCUAGAUCAGUUAGUAGAUGUAAAUCUCGAUCUGAAAGUGGUUCAAAAUCACGUUCAAACUCACGAUCUCGUAGUAAAUCUAAGUCACGAGCACGAUCAAAGUCUGGUAGUUGUUCAGUUUCUCCAAAUCGCGCAAGAAGUAGAUCAAGAUCAAAUUCUCCUACUAGGAGAUCAGCUAGUAAUUCACAUUCGGAUUCCAGAAGUGCGUCAAGAUCAAGGUCUGCCACACCAACCCUUUGAUCUAUUAAGAAAUUUAAGAGUAUACCUUAAUUUUUGGCUAAAUUUUUAAUUAUGUAUUUUUCAUUUUAGAGAAAUAUCAUAACAAAAUAGUUAUUAUAAAUAAUCAUAAUUAAUAUAUAUAUAUAUAUUAAAAUAUUUAUACCUCACUUA